Morchella sextelata is the source of this 297-nucleotide messenger RNA. RefSeq lists its product as uncharacterized. The coding region runs from base 1 to 297 and encodes 98 amino acids. Lineage: Eukaryota; Fungi; Ascomycota; Pezizomycetes; Pezizales; Morchellaceae. The record is from RefSeq and is a predicted model, not a curated record. The transcript has a single exon.
AUGACCACCACAACUGCGUCCUCCUCAUACCUCCGUUCCACAAAAACACCCGCAGCAUAUGCGCUCUCCUCGCUUGGCCGCCUAACAAUGACCCCGCGCACACCGCUGUCCCCUAGGCUUUCUGCCGCCGACAAGAUGCCAUUCCGCGCGCGAGAGCGGCAAGACAGCACUGCUUCUGCAGCGUCGUCGGCGUCGUCCUCAAUGUCCUCGUCUACGAUAUCGAGUGGCUACAGUAGUUGCACUGAAUAUGACGCGGACGUACCAAGCAAAGAGUGGUCUAGUACGGCGCAGUUUUGA